This is a messenger RNA of Nomia melanderi (Alkali bee), 5790 nucleotides long. RefSeq lists its product as uncharacterized. Lineage: Eukaryota; Metazoa; Arthropoda; Insecta; Hymenoptera; Halictidae. The record is from RefSeq and is a predicted model, not a curated record.
ACAGUCGGUUCUUUCUAGGCCAGGGUGCAGCGCGCGCGGCGGGCGGCGCGCGGCGCGCAGAGCGCAGGGCGCAUCAACGUACUCACACUACGUCCAGAUUUGAUUGUCGGAUGUUGCAACAGCCUGCGAUCCGGCAACCCUUCGUACACCCGCCCAUCUCCGCCACGUACAGUCGGCCAGCCGAUUCAAGUACCUUGUUCCGCUGUCGUUAAUUCGUAACCGCGUAACCUGCGAAUCGUCGAACAACUAUAACCUCGUUCGAAACGAUCCUCGAACAAGUCUUCGCAUUCGAAAACUCUCGAAUCCAAAUUGAUUUUAUAGCUCGAAAGGAUAUUUCAAUCGUCGACGUUUUUCCACUUGGCUGUUUCGCGCGCCCACUCUUUAUCCUACUGAUUCGCGAAAUUAAUCAAAUUCUCGGUUCGUAAAGCGAGAACGCGGUUGCGAGAACGUUGCCCGUCCGAUUCGAAUCUAGGGAGGAGGCAUUAUCAAUAUUUCGAAUAAACGAUUUCGCGGGUCAAUACAAUUCCGUCGAAGCUGGCUGAACAUGGCCGAAUGAAACUCCGCUUUCGUCCAGAGUACAGUCGCCCUUUCAAAUUAUUCGUUGUAAUCGCGUUUGCUUCAAGGACAACUCCUAUUGCGAAUCACUCGCGAUUCGAACGAAUGCGAUCGAUCUGCGGCGAAAUCGGCGUCGAUUCGACGAAAUCUUUCCAAUUCCGUCGGACCUUUCGUCGCGAAACGGAACGGUCACGUGACUAAUUUUUCGUUGGACAUAACCUUUUUAUCGACCGUACCUUUACUUCUCGUAUGUUUACAGUCGGAUGAUUCGAAAGCUCCGAAGAAAGAAUGACUGUUGCUUCGGACAAAUGCAGCAUAUUUACGGAUUAUGCGUUUCGCUUCGUACCCCAUUCAGUCUCGUUUCGUUUCGUCAUGCUCGUACGAAACGAAUUUGAUGGAUUCGACCGAGGCGAAAAGAUUUUGGCGGACUGUACGCUCGACGAUAUGGUACAGUCCACUGUGUUAGUAUUGACGAAAGCCGACCCGUUCUUACGAAACUUUUCGAGAGAAAAUUACCGUUUCGGGUCUUAAACGACGAUCUUUACGACUCGACGAGAACUUUUAAAAUGUCUUUCGUCGAAAGCGGAUUACUCUGGAACAAUGUUUAAAUGGAUGUUACAAGUUUACGAGGAACCAAGCGUGGACAAAAGAACAUCGAUGGACUGUACAGCCGAAGUUGUAUUGACUACAGUGUUUUCCUCGAGUAAAUGCAUUUUGGCCGAAACGAAACGUAUAAAGUGUCUCCGCGGAAGAAACGUAAACUCGCGUUUACGCGUUUUCACGCCGAUUAAACGAUUAUCGAAGGAAGAAAGCUAACGAAACGAAUUUUUCCACCAAAAUCGAGCAUGAUAAAUCAGCCAAUUCCAUUCCCUCGACGCCACAAGUUCUUCGGCUUUCCCAAAGUAUCUAACAUCGCGUAAUGUCAAAAGCGAAGAAAAAACAAUACCAUUUCAAAAGUGUUUACAGUUCCCAGUGAAACUUAAAUUGUUAAGUAAGAUGCUUUGGUGGAUCAUUCCAGUUCGAAGAUUUCGCGACAGACGGAAAAAUCAAAUAAAAAUGGGAAAAACAAGAGGAGUGCACGAGACUACACCAGAAUUAAGAAAUCGUAUGGUAGGAAUGUACGAAGCCGGUCUAGGCUUGAGAGAAAUCGCGGCGGCUGUCAAUUGUUCUCAACGUACCGUAAAGAGAUGGUUAAACAGAUUCGACAAAGAAGGCACUGUGGAAACACGAGAACGAUGUGGACGUAAACGGGCCACGACGGUUGAACAAGAUGAAGCGAUAGUAAAGUUAGCUAUACAGACACCGAUUACGGCUGCGAAAGCUGUACUUCCAGCUUUGGGACUUACCUGUUCGGUCGAUACGAUAAGGGAAAGGCUACACAAGGCUGGUAUACAUAACUGGAGUCCAUCGAGAAAAUAUAUGCAAGGAAUUCCACUUGGAGAUGCAGGUGGUGCCGCUAUUCAACAACCUGUAUGGAGGCCCACUGGAACACAGUUAGGAAAAAAAAAGUUUUCCAAAGAUUCUGGCAAGAGCGAUAAGAAUGGCACUGUUAAAAAGGAACAUUCUCCUCGAAAAGUCAAGGGCAAAGAUGUGUACAUCGUGGAUGUUACACUCAUAGAAAAUGCAAAAGACGCGAACGAACAGCAACAAUUUGUAUUCUCACAACAAAAUGCUCCUCAACCGCAAACUAGUAAUAUUCAAGCGCCGUCCCAAUCCUUACCUCCGAGCCAAACGGAAUUCGGUGAUCCAUUAAGUCUUGUACAACAAACGCAUCCCGUUUAUCAACAUCCCGGUUUGAAUGUUUCUCAAAGUUGGCCGCUAGAUUUAGUGCAAGGAACGCAUCAUUAUCCACAGGGUCAAACUGAUGCGAUACCCCAUGAACAAGCAUUACCGCAACAACUUCAAGAAUUACGUACUCGACAAGAGCAACAACAGCAUCAUAUACAACAAGUACAACAGACAAUUCCGGAUGAAGUGCAUAAUCUGGAUCAUCAACAGCAACGGCAACUCGACGUAGUUUGUCGAGUUCAACACCAACAGCAACAACAACAACAGCAGCAGCAGCAGCAGCAGCAGCAGCAGCAGCAGCAGCAGCAGCAGCAGCAACAGCAGCAGCAACAGCAACAUCAUCAGGACCAUUUACAUUCGCAAAUUGUUCAUUUGCAAACUAAUGCAAACCUAAAUUCUGACAGUUCAAGUACCUGUGGUUCUCAAGAGAACGAUCAGCCUUCCAGUGAGGAAUCUAACCAGAAGAAACGCUCGUCGAAAGAAUGUAAUGAAAAAAGUGACGCGCAAGAACGAAAAAAGAAAGGCGGGAAAGCGAAAGGGACACUGGAAACAAGCGUCGAAAUUCGAAAUCGUAUGAUUGGCAUGUCCGAAGCUGGCUUGUCGACAUUGUCAAUCGCGCUCGCAAUCGACAGAUCGGAACGUACCGUUAAAAGAUGGUUAGAACGUUGGCACAAGGAAGGUAAUGUACAAACGAAGGAAAGGAAAGGUCGUCGUCGAAUUACAACCAAAGAAGAAGACGAAGCUAUCAUUGCAAUGGCUACUCAGCAGCCUUUGACCGCAGCUAAACACGUUGCGCCCGCUCUUGGAUUGAAAUGUAGCGUAGACACCAUCAGAGAACGGCUUCAUAAAGCUGGAAUUCAUAGUUGGAAACUCGGAAAGAAACAAGGAGAAGGAAAUACUGUUCAUACGGUACACCUAUGGCAACCUAGCGGAAAUCGGCCAAAUAAACCGAAAAUCCUCGGUGAAAAGAAAAAGAAGCUGAACGGUAAUAAGAAACGCGAUCAAAUGUCGGGUAGCACGCAAAAGCGAACGUCCACCAAGAAGAGAAAAACGGAGUCUACCGUGAUAAAGAUGGUUGCACCACCGACAACUAUGAUACUGGAAACAGCUUUGCCUUUUCAUAAUCCAACGACAAUGGCAAACUAUGUUUCAGGUCCUAAUAUAAUGCAGCCCGUUCACAAUAUUCCUACAGCUGUUCCUAGUCUUGUCCCGUCACAACCACCGCCACCGGGUCCCCCACCAGACCCUCAAACGAUGCAACCAAUGGGUCCUAUGAUGCAACAAAGGCCAGAUUGUCGGUUAGCACCGAGCAUCGUGCCACCAGUUUCGGGGCAAGGAAACACCGGUGGAGUUGCGUAUGCAUCGUGCAUGAUUGGAAGUAAUAAUCACACUGGACACGGUAUGGAACAACCAGAUCCUCUCAAUUAUGAGCCCUACAUAUGGAGUUUCUAAGUGUCGAACAUUUUCAAACGCCUAGAAUUAAAAGGCAACCGUUGCGGUUUCAUACGGGCCUGGUUUUAUGGUAGGAAAUUUCGAUUUUCGUUCCGUUCGAGAUGUCCCUGCCAUAAACCAGGAAAAUUUUCACGCAGCGGGGAGGAUCGCUCGCGGGGACAUUGUGCACUCGCGCAUGGGCUCGAAGUAGCUCGGGGACUUCUCGCCGUUCCGAGAUUUCCUGGGCUCUCCCCGUAAAAUACUCGCCGGCUUUUUGCACCCACUCCUCGGUCGUUCCCCUUCCAAAAUCAUCGGGGAAGGGAGCGACAUUCGUUUUCCUCAGGGGUGCAAGAACGCCGGUGAGACGAGUCACCUUCGAACGUUCGGUCAGGACACUUCGGGUCAUCUUCUACCUAUCGGGACUCGAAUUCGAAACGUCUUGUUGUUGUGAACGGUUCGCGGGAACCGUUGGUUGUAAAAUAAACUCGUCCACGAAAAUGGCUUGUUUUUGUCCUUCCCGUAAAGGAAGGUGGUCCCUCGCGUCUAUCGUGGAAUUAGUUUGGCACGCCGUAGUGCAAACACGUCGAGCUCUCGACGAAUUUCAAAUCUACCACGAGCCUCGACACCAACAUUUUUCCAUUUUCAAACAAUUCAUGAUAGUUGAUUGGAGAAACAUGUCGAUUUACUUACAAAGUAAACUAUGAUUUUAUCUUAGUUAAUUUAAUCAAUCAAAUUCGUCGAUUUUAAAAAUUGACGAUUUGGAUGGAGAGAUAUAUUGAUUAAUAAAUUUAGUUGAACGUGAAAAAAUACGUUAACACUAUGAAACACGUACAUACAUACACACGUAUAAAUAAAUAAAUAAAUAAAUAAAUAAAUAAAUGCAGUCAAGAAUAUACAUAUAUUGUCGAGAAUAAAAAAAAUUAUACAACGUUUAUUUUGCUAUCAUGUAUUUUAUCUUCGGAUCGUCACUUAAAAUAUCGCAAUGUCAAUAGUAACGUAAUAAUUAAAGUGAACAAUGUGAAACCAAACAUUUUAUAUGACAUUUUCAUUAAGUUUAUAUUGUACAAAUUUUAAAUGUGAAAAACCACGAUCAAACGAGUAAGCGCAAGUACAGCGCUGUUAAUACAAACAUGUAACCUUGUGAGAUCUGUAAUUUCUGCCAUUUCUUUCUCCGCCUUCGCAUAUGAAAAGUAUUUUUCUAGUCCAGUUUAAUUCCCAGUUUCAUGCUAAAUCCAAAGCCUGAUAAUACUACUUCCAUCAUGGUUACUCUCUGCUCUGUAAUCUUUCCCAUCACGUAAGUUCCAAUAUACGUGAAGCAUUCCUUAAUACAUCAUCUGGAUUAUUUUUAUAAAACAUAAAGAUUCCUUGAAUUUGUGCUGGACUGAUGUUUCUCUUCUGCGAUAGUACGUUUUCUGCGAAUGCUUUAGCUAAUUCGUUUGCUUUGCUUCCAUUAUUUUUAUAAAAUCUUAAAAACAUCUGUUCGAUUUGUGUAGCGCUACACCAGCCUGAAAAAAAUAUGUACAUGUAUAGUCAAGUACAUGAUGCUAGUGCAUAAUGUUUCUCUUGUUUGGAUACAACGGCAUUCAAUUGUAUUUUCGUACCUAUAUAUUCCUUUACGUCUACCCGUCCCGGUCUAACUAACGCGGGAUCUAGUCUUUCCAAAUAGUUGGUUGUCAUAAACAAAAUUCUCGCUUCCGUGGAAGCAACGCCAUCCAAACAAUUCAAUAAACCGCUGAAUGUUACUCUGUUUAAGCCUUCGUACGCAGAUUUCACUAUAAUAAAAUACACAGAUGAGUUACAUAAUUGCAGAAACACCAUCCAUCCAUAGUUUAAGUUCAUACUUUACCCUCUUUAGUCUCUUCUCUACUGGUAAAAGCGGCAUCGAUAUCUUCCAAAAGUAUAAUGGUCUGCUGUGGAGCCAUAGCUAAUAAAUGAUUUAAUCUAUCAUCCGUUAAGCCUCGUUCCGACAAGUUUAACACACAAAUACCCCGUUCUAAUUCUCCAGCCAAAGCGGUA